This is a messenger RNA of Hibiscus syriacus, 958 nucleotides long. RefSeq lists its product as uncharacterized. Bases 31 to 732 code for a protein of 233 amino acids. The record is from RefSeq and is a predicted model, not a curated record. The transcript has 2 exons. NCBI's taxonomy places the organism in Eukaryota, Viridiplantae, Streptophyta, Magnoliopsida, Malvales, Malvaceae.
CAUUUUCCCUCCGGUUUUAGGGUUUUUGCAAUGGCUGAUCAAUGCACUUCGCUCACCUUGUCUUAUUUCCACCAACACCAGGGAAUGGAAGAGUUAAAGCAAACCCUACUGUUUACAACGGUGGAGCUAGAGACAACUCUAAUGUCAGCCAAAGAGGAGAUUGCAAGGAGAGAGUUUGAAUUGGUUCAUCUCAAAGAUGUCCUGAUUCGGACAUUGAAACAGAGAGAUGAAGCUCAAGCUCAAUGUCGGAAGCUGACGAUGGAGAAAUUCCUACUUCACCAACAAUUACAGCACCGACUGCCGGAAACAGCUUCACCUUUUGGUGUUUCCCGUGAAGAAGACGAAUCAAAACCCGCAGCUGAAGCUGUUCUCUCCGCCGGCGAACCAACCAUGGCUUCAACUCCGGGUUCUGACUCAAUUUCGGCUCCGGUGACUGUACCAUCACCGCUUCCCGAACAUGCCUUGAAACUAGCAGCUAGCAGGCCACUUCCGGCGAAAGGAAAGCUGUUGCAGGCUGUUAAAGAUGCCGGUCCGCUCCUGCAGAACCUUCUUUUGGCCGGACCGCUUCCGCAAUGGCAGCAUCCUCCGCCACAGCUCACCUCCGUUGACAUCCCGCCGGUGGCCAUCUCUUCCAACAAGCUUAAUAAGAAGGGUCCAGAAAACUACGGAGACGAUGAUUCUUCCCCUAAAACCAAGUACCAGAAGGUCGUUGAUGCCGACUUCAUCCAUUAAUUUCCGGACAUGGAUGGACCCGGUACGAGGAACAAGAAUUAAAACAUAAGCACCCGACCGCCUAUCUAAACCAUGAUUUAAUAGGAUGAUCUUUUUCAAUUCUUAUACCAGGAAAAAAUGAUUUGUUCGAAUCCUAACCUCCAAUGUUUAAUGGAGACUUCAAAUGUACUUUUUAUGGCCGAGUUUCCUAAUUUUGUAAAUUAAUGAAAUCGCAAGCAAAGUUUCA